AUGCUACGUCAAUCAGCUUCAAGACUACUUACCCCAGCCUUGAGGUCAUACAGAUCUCGACCCCUUUCCACUACAACCCCAUCUCUCAUCAAAAUCCGAUCUUCUAAUCCCAAACCACCCAAACCUCCUUCUUCCAACGAUCAACCAUCUCCUGCAGAGAGACCACCAACUGUCCCAGAGGAUAUACCAACCUCUAAACCAUUCGAACCUAUCACUUCUUCUCCUGGUGGAACCACUCCACCUAAGAAUACCGCUGCUGGUCCUACUCCCACGCAAGUUGAAGCAGGUGCAGAUGGUGUACCUCUAACACCCCCUCAACCUGAAGGUAAUUCUCCUCCUAAAGCUACAGAAGCAAGUACUGCGACCCCAACUCCUGAAGCGGAAGCAGAACCUGCAACUGGAGUACCUCUCGAACCACCUACCCCUGAAGCUGCGGCAGAGGAAUUACCUACAGAUUACAGUAAGAUCAAACUUCCUUCGUUGGAUAUUGACCCGGAAGCUCAGGCGUCCAUUGCGGAACCGGAAAGUGAGUCGGAGAAAAGGGAGAAGAGGACAGGAGCGGGUAAAAGAGAAGAUAAGACUUCUGCAGAGAAGACUAGGAGGGUUUGGAUAAGGUAUGGUUAUGCUGCGUUGGCUGUCGGUGGGAUUGCGGCGGUAUUGACUAAAUCAAGUGAUGAGGGUGCGACUGGAUCUACACCAGAGAACCAGGAGGGGAUAGUGACCAAAUUUACCAACAACAUAUCUGAGAUAUUCGAUUACUUCAACAAACCAGCCUUCAAAACCCUUCUUCCUGAUCCUUUACCACCUCCUCAUCAAAGACCUUACACACUAGUCAUCGACUUGGAAGGAUUGCUGGUACAUUCAUCAUGGGAUAGAGCAUCAGGAUGGAAAACCGCCAAGAGACCUGGUGUAGAUUACUUCCUAGGUUAUUUAUCGCAAUUCUACGAGAUCGUGUUAUUCAGUUCUGCACCACUCUAUACUGCUGCAGCAGUAGCUGAAAAGUUGGAUCCCUACCAAGCUUAUUUGCCUUAUCGAUUAUUCAGAGAAGCCACCAGAUACGUUAACGGAAAGGUCGUAAAGGAUUUAUCUUACCUCAAUCGAGAUCUGUCGAAAGUCAUCCUACUAGAUACCAACCCUGAACAUGCCGAACUUCAACCUGAAAAUUCAAUUAUCAUCAAACCUUGGAAUGGUGAACCUAGGGACAAAGGUUUGGUGGAGAUGAUUCCCUUCUUGGAAUCUAUCGGUAUAUUCAACCCUGCCGAUGUGCGACCGAUCCUCAAAGCCUAUGAGGGAAAGAACAUUCCCGUUGAAUAUGCCAAGAAAGAAGCAGAGGCGAAACAGAAAGCUAUAGAAGAUUGGGAGAGGAUGCACCCUUCUGCCAUCAGUGGAGCGGGAAGUGGAUGGUUGAGUAGUAUGUUUGGAAGUGUUGCGGCGUCCGGCUCAACGAGACCUAAUCAACCUAUGACAUACCUCGAACAGAAACGUGCCCAAGCUCAAAAAAUAUAUCAGGAAGAACAGAAGUACUGGGCUGAGCACGCUGACGAGUUCAAGAAAUUGAUUGAAGAAGAUAAGCAAAGACAAAUAGCAGAGAUGAAAGGAUCCAUCUUAGGGAUGUUGGCGGGACCUAAACCUCAGGAAAGUGAACAGAAGAAGUAA
This is a messenger RNA of Kwoniella botswanensis, 1656 nucleotides long. RefSeq lists its product as uncharacterized. The transcript is spliced from 9 exons. The coding region runs from base 1 to 1656 and encodes 551 amino acids. Gene Ontology annotation, cellular component: TIM23 mitochondrial import inner membrane translocase complex. The record is from RefSeq and is a predicted model, not a curated record. Gene Ontology annotation, biological process: protein import into mitochondrial matrix. NCBI's taxonomy places the organism in Eukaryota, Fungi, Basidiomycota, Tremellomycetes, Tremellales, Cryptococcaceae.